UUGUAUAUUAUAUUUUUUCUUCUUCCUGUCUAAAAAUUAUUGGAUUCGUUAAUUUAUGAACAUAGCUUUGAAAAACCAGGUAAUAAUUGGUGCUAAUUAUUUUACUUAUUUCUUUUUAUUUUGUUUGAUUUAGAGAAUGCAAAAGCGCAAUAACAGCAAUAAUAAUGGUGGAACGGCGGGGGCGCAUCCAGCUUGUGCUUCAUGCAAGCAUCAAAGGAAGAAAUGCGGAGAAGAUUGCAUAUUAGCACCAUAUUUUCCGGCGGAUAGAAGCCGGGAGUUUCAAGCUGUUCAUAAAGUUUUUGGAGUAAGCAAUGUGAUGAAAUUAGUAAGGAGCGUUAGGGAAGAAGAUAGAAAAACUGUGGCGGAUUCUUUGGUUUGGGAAGCUUUUUGCAGGCAGAAUGAUCCAAUUUUGGGUCCUUUAGGAGAGUAUAGAAAAAUUCAAGAAGAGCUUAAGCUUUACAAGAAUCAAACUCAAAUGGUGAACCAAAAUCAACUGGUUCAGCAGCAACAAGGGAUGAUUAGUAGUGCUUGGAAUGGCACUAACAAGGGAGGAGGAGGAGGAGGAGGAUUAGCUAAUAAUAAUAACAGUAUAGUAAUUAAUCAUAGUCAUAACAAUGGAAAUGGAAAUAUAAUUGUUGAUCAAAUCCCAUAUGAUAGUUAUCCUUUAAAUUAUGUGCAAGGUACUGAGAAAGUUAGAAGGCAAGAAAAAUUGCAGCCCCAUUUGCAGCAGCAGCAGCAUUCGAUUACUACUGCUGGAUUUAAUCAGCAACCGUAUUACCUCCCAGGGCAUUUUGGUUCUAUCAAUGGCAAGACAAUGGAUGGGACAUUGUGGGAAGGUGGAAUAUAACUAAGUUAAUGAUGGAAUUGAUCAUAAGUACAAUAUAUAUACAUGCAGAAAAUUUAGCAGCAGUUAACAGACAGACAUGGAAGAGAAAUCAAAAUCCGUUAUAUGAUUCAAUUUAUAUUAUUGUAUUGCAAUUCUUGUUAAUUUCAGGCAAUCAGUUGUUGCUUAAUUUGAUGUUUAGGAAUUUAGACAUCAUAUUACAUAUGAAAUUCAUAUUAUUAUAGAGAAAUAUUAAUUGUUAAUAUUAA
Molecule: messenger RNA, 1092 nt
Organism: Jatropha curcas
Lineage: Eukaryota; Viridiplantae; Streptophyta; Magnoliopsida; Malpighiales; Euphorbiaceae
Gene: LBD2
Product: LOB domain-containing protein 2
Source: RefSeq, a predicted model, not a curated record